AGUGCAUCACUCGACCACACCACUACUACUCUACCUUAGAGCUCAGUCCAGUCCCUGCUCGUGUCACUCCCCUCACCACUACUACUGCUACCAUCUCCCCCAUCUUGCACACUACCACAAUGUCCACUGUCACCCCAUCCAAGGCCGCUGCCGCCGCCCUCUCCGAGUUCUCCCUCAACACGCCCGUCAAGAGCGCGCAGCCCGACCUCCUCUCCAAGCUCAAGGCUGCUGCUGCUGCCGAGGCUGGCAUCAAGGAGACCGCCCCCGCUGGCAAGGACAAGGUCGUCAUCCAGGAGAACGUCCAGGACGAGGCCGUCGAGGAGGAGGACGAGUACUCUCUCCGCCAGCGCUACGUCGGUGACAUCCACUGCACCGAGGCCGACGAGCCCCUCCUCAAGGAGACCACCUCGCGUUUCGUCCUCUUCCCCAUCAAGUUCCGUGAGAUCUGGCAGAUGUACAAGAAGGCUCAGGCCUCGUUCUGGACCGCCGAGGAGAUCAACCUCGCCCCCGACCUUCACGACUGGGACAACAAGCUCAAUGACAACGAGCGUUACUUCAUCGAGCACGUCCUCGCCUUCUUCGCUGCUUCUGACGGCAUUGUCAACGAGAACCUUGUCGAGCGCUUCUGCUCAGAGGUCCAGUGCAUGGAGGCCAAGACUUUCUACGGCUUCCAGAUCAUGAUGGAGAACAUCCACUCCGAGACCUACUCGCUCCUCAUCGACACGUACAUUCGCGACAAUGCUCGCCGCGAGUACCUCUUCCAGGCCAUUGACACCAUCCCCUGCAUCAAGAAGAAGGCCGACUGGGCCCUCCACUGGAUCUCGGACAAGCGCUCGUCUUUUGCUGAGCGUCUGAUUGCGUUCGCCGCCGUCGAGGGCAUCUUCUUCUCGGGCUCGUUUGCCUCGAUCUUCUGGCUCAAGAAGCGUGGCCUCAUGCCCGGUCUCACCUUCUCCAACGAGCUCAUCUCGCGUGACGAGGGUCUCCACACCGACUUUGCCUGCCUCCUCUUCACCCACCUCCGUCGCCGCCCUCACCCCGACACCAUUGUCAAGAUCAUCAAGGAGGCUGUCGCUAUCGAGCAGGAGUUCCUCACCGAGGCCCUCCCCGUCUCGCUCAUCGGCAUGAACUCCAAGCUCAUGUGCCAGUACAUUGAGUUUGUUGCCGACCGCCUGCUUGUUGCCCUCGGCAACGACAAGCUCUACAACUCGACCAACCCCUUCGACUUUAUGGAGAUGAUCUCGCUCCAGGGCAAGGCCAACUUCUUCGAGUCGCGUGUCUCGGCCUACUCCAAGUCGGGUGUCAACCAGGCUGUUGGCCAGUCGUCCGAGGAGGCCGCUGCCAAGCGCGGUUUCUCGCUGGACGAGGACUUCUAA
Molecule: messenger RNA, 1373 nt
Organism: Vanrija pseudolonga
Lineage: Eukaryota; Fungi; Basidiomycota; Tremellomycetes; Trichosporonales; Trichosporonaceae
Product: Ribonucleoside-diphosphate reductase small chain
Exons: 3
Coding region: 120-1373 (417 amino acids)
Biological process (GO): deoxyribonucleotide biosynthetic process
Molecular function (GO): oxidoreductase activity
Source: RefSeq, a predicted model, not a curated record